AUUUCCCUCCAACACAGCUGGGGGACAAAAUGGGCCUUUCAUUGAAAUUUCUCCCCUCCAUCUCAUAAAGCGUACCCGUCCCAUCCUCUCUCUCAAGCCAGCUGAAUUGUCGUGAUUUCCCCAGCUUUGUAAUCUUGUAUUCGAUACUAUCUACCCGUCCAGCAAUUCCGAUGGAGGCCGAAACGGCGAUCAAGAGCCUGCGGGCCUUCCUGGGCAACACAGACAUGAACCCUGAGGCUGAAGAAGAAUUGGCAAAUUUGUGGACAGACAUUGAUUGUCAAAUCAGUAAACUUUCGUCGCACUUGUCAGAUAUCGAGGGUAAUCGAGGGGCCACCCUGGGCAGGCUGAAAACCCACUGCGAGGAACAGACGAAGAAUCAUCCCCGAUCGCAAAAAGUUGUGAUGCGCUUUGUGAAGGUAUUAGAAACGCUGAACUCGAUCGCAGGCGACAGCGCCUCUGGUGCAUUUCCUGGCGCAUCGGCUUGUUUCAAAGGUCUGGCAAUCCUGGUCGCUGGGAUCCAAAAUUAUGCCAAUCUUCCCGAGGAACUUGGCAAGCUGGCGGAUGCUUGCAUGCGCGGACUCGAGAAUAUCCAAGGCAUGUAUGUGAACGCGGGGCUGGCGAUCAAAAUUCACCGGCGUUUUGCUCUGAUAGUGCAGAUCUGCUGCGAAUGUGCCAACGCGACUCAGAGUCGAAAAUAUCGCCUCAAACGUGCGGUGGAAAAGACCUUUGGGGAUGAUAAGAUCAAAGCGUUGAUGGACGAGCUGAGUGAGCUGCGAGAGGAUCAAGUGGAAUCGGUGGUCAAUGAUCUCCAUCGAGUCACCUUCUCCACGGAUGCCGAGAGAAAGUGGCGCCGCAGCUUGGUGAAAGCCUUGGACUUUCAUCCGGGAGAACUGGGCCCGAACGAAGAGCCGAUGAAAAGCAGUUUAGGCAUGCUCUACCGGCCUCCAUUUGAGAACACUGGCAAGUGGAUUGACAGCAACGAAUCGUUCCAGGCAUGGCUGGACGGCAGCCAAACGACCAUUUGCCUCCUGGUCGCCCCGGCGGGAUAUGGCAAAUCGUAUCUGAUGGCCAACCUGACCAACCGCCUGCCUCCGUCCAAGGCCCGGGGCUUGGUGGCCUUCUAUUUUCAUGAAAAGAUGGACCUGACUCCUUCCAUGGUCGAUUCGGCCGGCUUGGUCCGCCAAGCAGUCCGCAGUAUCAUUUGGCAGUGUGCGGUGGACUAUUCUCCUUUGUUAAAAUCAAUGGCGCCACUUAUCCAGGAGUACGGUAGCCCCGAGCAGAGGGACCCGAUUGAACUUUGGACGAGGCUGCUGGUCGACAACGACGAAAGAAAGCGAAUGGAUCACGUAAUCUUUGUGCUUAUAGAUUGCUCAUCGAUUGGGAUUGCGGCGUUUCUUCCACUGAUACGGACCUUGAACAGGUCCCGGGACCACAAGAUCAGACUGAUGCUUACCGCGAGCCCAGAUGAUCUCCUGACAUUGUCCCAAGGGGAUAAUCCAAGCGUGGCAAAGGUGGACUUGGGCCAUCACAGCAAGCCAGACAUUGCUGUUUAUGCGACUUCUCGGAUGAACCAAAUGGCGUCUCUUGGGAGGGAAACAAAUCCAACCGUCCAGCUUUAUAGAAAAAAGAUUUUGAAGGAGCUACAAGAGAAGAGUGGAGGUGAUUGGUUGAAAGUGACGACUACGUUGGAUUACAUCGCCCGAAUGGAGACCAACCCAGGCAAAAUUGAUGAGAUCCUUAAUGGCCUGACGAAUAGUCGGGAAACCACGACUGUCAAUCUCAUCGCGGAACUCAAUCGCCAAUUGGACAGCGACCAGAUCCGCGAGCUAAACGCGGCAAUCGUUUGUAUCACGCAUGGAUUCCGUCUUUGGACCCCCGAAGAGAUGGACGAGAUUUUACGCCUCGGGUACCAGAAGGAUUGGUUCUGCAGCUUCCGGGAAAGAAUGAGAUGGUAUCCCUUAUUAGAUUUGAACCCUGCGGGAUAUGUCACAUGGCAAUCACCAGACAUCCCGGAAGGCAUCCCCAAGAGAAGCGAGCUAGAGCUGGAACGAGACGUUCGUUCGGCAGAGAUUGACAUUGUUCACCAUUUCCUGCGCCAGGUGUGUCCUGAGGCCUUAUUUCGGAAGCUCGAAUUUGAUACCUUUCUGGAAGGAAAGCGCAUUGGAACCAUGAAUCCGGAUCACCUGAUGAUAUGCAAGGACGAAUCAAACGCGCACAUCCGAAUGGCUUUGAUUUGUCUACAGAUCCUUACGACCCAGCAGGCGGCCGACUCGCUCAUCCAGUACGCUGGCAAGAACCUCCUGCGUCAUCUGAAAUGCACUGGUCUAUCUCAGGUCGCACCCGAUCUAAAACGACAAGCUGGCCGCUUGCUAGCAGAACUCUUCACCAGCUCCAAGGGGAUCAAGACCAUGUUCUGGAUCAAUCCAGAAGAAAAGAUGGUCGGCCUAUUGGGGUGGAUAAUGGGGGAGGGUAGGGGCCAGCAACAGUGGCUCCGUGCUAUCUGCGAUGACUGGCUUAACAGCGACAGGGGCGGCAAUUUACUUGCAUCCUGGUUCAAAGACCCGGUUGUUACGGCCGACAUUGUUGAGCAGAAGCAGAUGAACCUCGUCUCUGCCUUCUGCAACUCAAGCGACACGCGAUAUGAGCUCUUAUUCAAAGCGAUCUCGGAAAACAUCAUGUUAGAAUUGUGUAUAGCGCAGAGCCAUGAAGCCAUUCUUACCGGGAUGGAAUAUUUAACUGCCUUCAUUCGCAGGAUCAGCAAGCCUCAGCUUCCUUUAAACACCAAACCCAGCAAUCAAGAGAGCGAGGCCCGUCUUCCCACGCUGACAGAAUGGCUGAUGGUUGAUGAGUACUAUCAGCCUUACAUAAGGACAAUAGAUUCCACUAAUCCUCCUUCCGUGGAAUUGAUGAACUUCAAAGCAGUAUAUCAUGCUCGCAUCGCAGCUAGCAUCGAUCUUCUGAUCGAGUUCAAGAAUAUAGGCGAGAUGGAAAUGACGGAAGCGAUUCGAAUCAGAGAUGAGCGUCUCAGCGAGGCCUUGAACAUCAUGCCCGAGUGUAUCCUGGCUUUGAGGAUCCAGUUCCGUCACGAAAGGAACUCCACAAAGGCUCUCGAAUUGAUCGACCGUCUGAUUUCGUCGGUCAAGAAGGAGGUAGAUGGGGGCUUGGAGGCUGGCAACGCUAUCAUUGCGUCCCUUGUGCUUGAAAAGGGGAACAGGUACUGGGAAUUGGGGCCGGAAUAUCAUAAUCGAGCGAUCGCGGCGUAUAAUGAUAUGUGGAAGUACGGCUUCCCACUAGAACCCGACCCAGAGACCAUGAUGAAUAACAUCUACAAAUUAAAUGAACCCAGCGGGGUUUUCUGGGAUCUCAUCCGCCAAAUGAAUUCGUCAUUUGAGAAAUGGAAGCGUCAUGUCGCUCAGGCUUGGCUUGGGAUUUUCGGUACGGAAGCUUUCAAGAAUCUCGCCAGAAAAGCGGUUCUACAAAAGGGGAGCCUUGGUCUUCUUGUGGACCUUCUUCGUCAAGCUUGGGAAUCGGCGGCAGCGCAAGGCGAUGUCCUUAUACGCUGUGAAUUCACACUUUGCUGUGCGUCCAUUUAUUUGACCGCUCUCAGGCGAUUCCCUUCGGAUGCGGAGGCUACGGCGAAUAUCAUCGACAAUCUGGAAAGAUCGUUGCAGCUCAACGCUGCCCAGCCCCAGUACACGCUCAAGCCUCGGGAGGCUAAUGAAGCCGAUGACAUACUUGCCGAAUUGUAUCUGAGACAGGCAAUUGCCAACAACUCGAAUCAGGAUUGGGGUCAGAGGUUCGAGCAGUUCAUGCAACGCUCCAACCAUACAAAGUCUAGGGUGGUGUCAUGCUGUUUUGCUAGAUACGUAUACAUGACGCGUGGUGUCCCACAAGCCAAGGCAGCUGUGCAAGAAUUGCUGAAGAUGGCUUUAGAGAUGCUAUCAGAUAAAGACCCAUGUAAUGACGGGCUAGCGUUCUCCUUCCUUUCCCGCAUUAUGGUCACAUUCGGGGACCUGGAGAACACCAAGGUGAUUGGCCGAAUAUUCCACCUGAUUCGUCUCUCCUGGUGGACAGCGAGUGAGAAAGAGGCUGCCGAUAUGAAAGUCGAUGCCAGCGCGGUCAUCGCUCCCUAUACCUGCACCUGGUGUGGAGAAGAUGCAAACAACACCAGCGUCCUCGAUCUUAGAAGCUGUUACUUAUGUGUGGACUGUGCCGGAACUGUCUCUCUGCAUGGCAAAUGCUAUGAAGAGUGGCGAAAGCUAGGUCCACAUGCACAGCCUUGUCACGGGCAUCAGUUCUUGUUCAUCCCAGAGAUGUACGUCACGCCACUGGUAAACACUCUGGUUCCAACGGAGCCCACGGUCAUUUCUUUGAGUGAAUGGAAGGACGGUCUGCGCAAGAAGUACCUGGAGUGACAUUCCUGAAAUCCAGGAGAAUUAGUGGGAGGAUUCUCCGUCCCGACCCAUCACCGAACCAUCUCCGCAGACGGCUGGCAUGACUCUAUUCCGGGCUUUGCCCGGGUUCUGGGCUGGACUGAGCCAAUGGCAAGGCUGAGGUGGAGCUUCAACCACGUUUCUAUGAAUUCUUCCCCUCACGCAAUACAUUUCCCCUCACGGAAAAUUGUGCAAAUUGGGGUGUAGAGUUGGGGUCGACAUGUCUGC
Molecule: messenger RNA, 4661 nt
Organism: Aspergillus sclerotioniger CBS 115572
Lineage: Eukaryota; Fungi; Ascomycota; Eurotiomycetes; Eurotiales; Aspergillaceae
Exons: 4
Coding region: 171-4415 (1414 amino acids)
Source: RefSeq, a predicted model, not a curated record